Molecule: messenger RNA, 3169 nt
Organism: Lineus longissimus
Lineage: Eukaryota; Metazoa; Nemertea; Pilidiophora; Heteronemertea; Lineidae
Product: SHC-transforming protein 2-like
Exons: 12
Coding region: 112-1305 (397 amino acids)
Biological process (GO): cell surface receptor protein tyrosine kinase signaling pathway; intracellular signal transduction
Cellular component (GO): plasma membrane
Molecular function (GO): receptor tyrosine kinase binding
Source: RefSeq, a predicted model, not a curated record
GAGCAAUAGAACGAACGAAAGAUUUGUUUAUUUCCGUGUCAAAAAGACAAGUAUUUUCUUCUUUGCCAUGUAGUAUUUUACGUUGGCAAUAUAUAACAAACUCAGAACAGAAUGGCUAGCAAUCAAGAUUGGUCAAGAAGUGGUAGUUUUAUGAGCAAACCUCCCCGUGGUUGGCUUCAUCCUGAUGAGCACCUGUCAAGGGGGGCCGGAGUGUAUUAUGGAGUCCGGUAUAUUGGCUGCAUGGGGAUCAAGGCUUCCAUGAAGACACUUGAAUUUGAGACACGCACAGCAGUUGCAAAAGAAUGCAUCCACAGGGUUUGUGAUGCUGCUGGCCUGAAAACAAUGAACAAAAAGCGUAAGGUUGAUAAGAAGGUGAGCAAGUUACUUGUGACGCACCCGACCAUGCAUUAUGCUGGGUCUAAUGUGAACCUGACAAUCACCACAGAAAGUCUUCACCUCUCCAUCCUCUCUGCAAUGGAGACUGGCGAUGUCAUCGCUGAUCACCAAAUGUCUGGAAUCUCAUUUGCCUCUGGAGGUGAUGCUGAAACAAUGGACUUCGUAGCAUAUGUAGCAAAAGAUGCCAUUAAUGGUCGAGCAUGUCAUGUCCUUGAGUGUGGAGGCGGUUUGGCACAAGAUGUCAUCACAACGAUAGGACAAGCGUUUGAGUUGCGAUUCAAAGAAUUUCUUAAUGCGCAGCCAAAACCUUUACAAGUUCCAGACAGAUUGGACGAUGGUUUUCAUAAAGAAGAGUCUGCAUGGGGUGAAGAUCCAGAGUAUUACAAUGAUCGACCAGGGGCAGUACCUCCUAUCCCUCCCUUGCCACAGUAUCCAGGUGCUUUCGGGGGUCAAGACAUGAAUUACGCUUCAGUCCCUGACGAUAUGGCUGGAAAAUACAGGAAUGGAAAUGAUGAUAUAUUCAAUGGACAGUUACCGCCAGCCUCGCAAGCUCCACCCCCUCUGCCACCCAUGAACCCAUCUAAGCGACAUCCAUUGGAGCCUACGCAUGAAGAGUGGUAUCAUGGGCCGAUGUCAAGGAAACAGGCAGAAGAAUUACUGAAGCAGAAUGGUGAUUUCCUGGUGCGUGAGAGUACAAGUAACCAGGGCCAGUACGUGUUGAGUGGGAUACAGAAUGGCAAGGUGAAACACCUGCUGCUGGUCGACCCAGAUGGAGUGGUUCGAACAAAGGAUCGAAUAUUCGACAGUGUGGCACAUCUCAUCUCGUUCCAUCAGGACAAUAACAUCCCAAUUAUGUCACAGGACAGUGAGCUGAUUCUUCUUAAUCCAGUGGGAAAUUCAAAGUGCUGAGUAUUACUAUUUGAACUACCCCCUUGUGGAGACUCACUUUACUUAACGAGGAUGACGAUUUUUUUUUUCAAAAAGCGCACAACCAUGUGGCAGAUCAUUCUGAAGUAUUAUUGCUAUUCUCUUCUUUUUUUGCAAAAAAACAUUUCUUUGAAUGGUGCAACAACAUUGAUUGUACAAUCUUAAAAAACUGAUGGAUGGAUGUGGAUCUUUACAUAUGGCUUACAUUUUACUGUGAAUCUGAUCAUUUUUUAGUUCUGAAUCGCUUAAAAGAACAAUGCUGUUAGUAUGGCAGAAUGUUUAUGUAGCAUUUGCAAAAGAAGGAAAAUAAGAUUUGUGAUAUGAAGGUCAUCAUAUUUUAAGCUGUGCAUAAUUUAUCCGCGGAAUUACUGAGUAAAAUUAGGAACUUCAUAGUCUGACCUCAGUCUUCAUUCGCAAUGGAAAGGAUGGAGUGAUGUAUUUUGUAUUUUGCCACUGUUUUGAACCUUAACAUGGUGUUGUGGUAUAUUGAAUUUGGUUUGGUUUGUCUGAAAGCAGGCUACAGGGCAUGAUGGGAUGUGGUUCAGUCGAUGCGGCUUUGUGUGCAAAUUCAAGUGAGGAGGAUAUCAAACAGGGGUACCUCCUUGUGACAUGCACUGGUAGGCCUACUUUUAUCAUGCAAGUUGCAACUUCCUGUGUUUUUUUGUAAAGGAUAGUUGAUAGUUGAUAGAUCUGUAAUUUACACAUCCAUUUUAAUCACAUAACUUUUAGGAUGUCAUCUUUCAUGAACUCAUGAUGUCAUCUGUGUUAAAUACGUCACGUUGUAAUUUAUUAGCUUUUGUACUUUAUGUAUUGAAUAUUGUCAUUGGUUUCCCACAAUGGCCAUUCAUGAUGAAGGCCAAUGCAAGUCAUCACAAUCUUUCCGGUAAGCUUCACCGUCACUGUACAUUUCAGAAAUACAUCUGCUCUUUUCUGUAUGACUAGCCGCAAUGUUUGUGAUUAUUCCUGGUUAUACAAGGUUUAUAUGUCGUGUCUCCUUAAAAUCUAGAAUUCUGUGUUGGCGGGAGGGGGAGAAUAUUUAGUUUUGUAUAAUGAUGUAGAUUUAAAAUGGGAUUUUAGACUUUCAUGUAGUGACAGGCCUGAAAACUCCUUGACCUUGAUAAACGUCAGGAAAACAAACCAUCUGUACAAUAGAUCUUCAGGGUCAAAGACAGCAGACAGUGGCUUGAGAGAGAUUGUCUGGCAUCUUUGACCGUGAAAACCUAUUGUGAAGGUGGUUUAUUUCCCCGACCGUAGGUGAUAGGCAUAUCUGGUAAAGGAGUUAUUGAUACAAGUAAUAGAAUGCAGGAAGUUUUGUUGGAUCAUGCUGUUAACUCUUGUUAUUGGGAUAAAUAGUUGAGAUUUGUUUAUUUUUCAGAAGUGCAAUCAUUGAUGUGUGGAACUUUGUAAUCACACUUGAUUUUUUAAGGUUUCUAGAAGUUAGUUGGGGAGUCGGUAAUAUUUGAAAAGUUGUACAUGUACUAUCUAUCAUUCAGUUUGAGCUGGCAGAAGGCUGUUUAUUCCCCAUGCAUGCCAGAGUCCAGUGGUAAAAAGGUUACUUGGUCACUUUAACAAGUACCCACAGUAUUUAUCCACAAGAUAUGUCAGGCUUUUUGCAAAACUCUCACUAUUUUACCAUUUCUAUGCUUCUUCUCAUUCCCUUUUUAACACAGGGCCGUAGCUAGAGGGGAAGCAGGGGAGGCAAUGCUUCCCUGACCAAAGAGCCCCCCUGUGACCCAAAAGCUAGCUGCAGGCCUGCAACUUUCGAUAUGACAUAUGUACAUUUCAAGUUACAAUUAAGAGUCACAGACUGGAGUGAAGAUGUAUUGCAGUAAAAAUAUUUGCUUUA